Penicillium atrosanguineum is the source of this 1425-nucleotide messenger RNA. RefSeq names its product FAD-dependent oxidoreductase. The record is from RefSeq and is a predicted model, not a curated record. The coding region runs from base 1 to 1425 and encodes 474 amino acids. NCBI's taxonomy places the organism in Eukaryota, Fungi, Ascomycota, Eurotiomycetes, Eurotiales, Aspergillaceae. Gene Ontology annotation, molecular function: FAD binding. The transcript has 5 exons.
AUGGAACCGACGUCUAAUCUGAAAGUUGUGAUCGUGGGGGGAAGUAUUGCCGGGUUGACUCUUGCGCAUUGUCUGCUCAGGAAUGGCAUUGAUUUUGUGAUUCUUGAGUCUCGAGGGGAGGUUUAUCCUCAGGAGGGCGCUGCGCUGGGGAUGCUGCCUAACGGAUCGCGGAUUCUGGAUCAGUUGGGGAUCUUCGAUGAUUUGAUUGAGGGAGUACAGCCACUUCGGAAAUGCUGGUUUUGGUCUGGAACUGGCGAGCUGAUUGCGGAGGAUGAUGGUCCCGUGGAAUUUGAGAUGAGACAUGGCUACUGCUCUGCUUUUAUGGAUCGCCAGUUGGUUCUGGAGAAGCUGUACAGCAAGCUGGGAGAUCAUCGCGGCCGUGUCUUAGUUAACAAGAAGACUGUCGAUAUAGAGAAUCUCCCAGACGGUGUCCGUGUGCACUGUGCAGAUGGAUCUGUGUACGAAGGUGGCUUGGUUGUCGGAGCAGAUGGUGUUCGAAGCACUGUGAGGCAGUCAAUGUGGAAGAGCAUGGAAGAACAUAAUCUGCAAGCCGAAGUCGAAAACGAGAAAACGACAAUGACAUCCGAAUACAACUGCGUCUUCGGAAUAGCCACAGCCACCCCAGGACUGAACCCAGGAGAUGUCCAUCGAACCUACGCCGAAGGAUACUCCUUCCUUGCUAUUAUCGGCAGCGAAGGGCGAGUCUGGUGGUUCCUCUUCACGAAGAUGGAUCGUAAAUACAGCCACUCGGAAAUCCCCCGGUUCAGCCAGAAGGAUAUGGACGAGCAUGUUGCUUCGUAUCUUUCGAUGCCGGUGACUGGAUCAGUGCCUUUCUCCGAGAUCUAUGAGAGGGCUAUCUUCCGAAACAUGCUUGCUCUGGAGGAGUCUUUGUACAAGCAUUGGUUCCAUGACCGUAAGGUUUGUAUUGGGGAUUCGGUGCAUAAGAUGACUCCAAACAUGGGCCAAGGAGCCAACUCGGCCAUCGAGAAUGCCGCAAUGCUAGCCAACUACCUUGCGAAGUUGACAAAGUCCUCUUCAUACGAAAGCGAAGACAUCCGUCGUUGCCUACAAGAUUGGCAGACUACUGUCCAGCCACGCAUUGGGGAGAUCUGGCAUUCAGCCUGUGAUUUAACACGCAUAGAGGCAAAGGCGACACUGAAGGGCAAGAUUUUUAUCUAUCUUCUUCCGUACAUGCAGACUAUGCUUCUCAACAAACAAUCUGCCGUUAUGGUCACAGCGGCGAAGCUGGAUUGUCUGCCUCCUCCAGCUAGGUCGUUGCGGGGCUCCAUUCCGUUCAAGGAUCUGAAACAAUCAGAAGGAAAGACAGACAAUGGAAGGAAGGGCAUGGUUUUGGGAGCUCUACUUGUUGGUUUUGUUGCCGUUGGUUGGAACUGGAGACGGCUGCUGUAUCGCCUCUACAACUAA